Molecule: messenger RNA, 6337 nt
Organism: Hyaena hyaena (striped hyena)
Lineage: Eukaryota; Metazoa; Chordata; Mammalia; Carnivora; Hyaenidae
Gene: PLEKHM3
Product: pleckstrin homology domain containing M3
Exons: 9
Coding region: 583-2859 (758 amino acids)
Source: RefSeq, a predicted model, not a curated record
GCCGCGCUGGGAUGGUCGGCGGCCAGAAGGGCUGUCACCGUGAGGCGGGCCCGCCGCGAAGCCGCGCCCCGGCCGGGUGUAGACGGCAGGCCCCGUAGGUGAAGGGACAGAAACGGCCGGCGGCCAGGAGCCCACGAAAGUGGAGAGCAUUCUCUGGCUGGGAAAUCCAUCGAUUUGAAGCUUGAGGAGGAAAACAUACUGUUGCUGUUUUCAAGGUGGAGGGGACACUUGAGAAGGAAUGCAGGAGGCCUCGAGUUGCUGAAGGAAAUUAAGGAUUGCAAGGCCUUGCUUUGACAAGCACAUCCUGUUGUCUUUACAGAGAUCUCAAUGAAGAAUAAUCUCAAAGGAACAUUUGUCUCCCUAUACCCCUGCUCAUGGCCACGAGCUGCUAGCAAAUGCUUUUAAUGACAGAAAAACCAUCAUCUACCCUUGUUCUUAGCCUGGUUUAGGCAGUCGAAUGAAGGUUUCCUUCAGUUGUCUCCAGAACUCUGUUGCUGAAGCACUUCUCUUUGUUGGGUGAAUGUUCAGGAAGCCCUUUCCUGGGCCAGUUUAGGAGCCCUUAAGUCUCUCGGAGUCUAUGACAUGGAAGCUUUGGAAGUGGAUGACAUCAGCCCAGCCUUGGAAGUUACUGAGGAUUUCUUCAGCACUUUUGAUAGUAAGCUAGAAAAGGCUGUGCAGCAAGCUGAAGUGUAUGGGAUUCAGGAAGUCCCUGAAUUGGUGGGGCACGAGGUACUAAGUACCAUAACAGACAAUGGUGCUAUCAGAAGUGUUGCCUCCCUGGGCAAGGGGGGCUUGAUCUGGGACCACUGUAAGAGCAGGCUCUUAGAAACCAAAGCUCAAAAUGUCUUCCCUGCCAAAGAACAGUUUGUGGUUCAGAAAGGGACUACCCCAGAUAAUCUUUCCUGGAUGGAACAAAAAGAAGCAUCAACCUUUAACUUUUUCAACAUCUGUCAGCGUCGGAGGGACAGACCUCGAUCCGUGAAUGACUUAUUGGACGAGACCUCUACUUUCAAGCCAGGGCAUGCGCGAUCGAGGUCGGAUAUUACCCAAGUGGACUGGAGGCUGGUCCUCAAGACCAUGCCUCUGCAGCGGCCGCAGUCGCCUCCUCAGGGCCCUCAUUUCACCAGGCCGUCUUUUCUGUUGUCACUGCCAAACAAGGUGGAAGAUGCUCAAGGAAAUACUGAACACAAGCAAGCAUUCCCAAACAUUCUGAAGAAGGGGUACCUGGAGAUUAGGAAGGACCAUGACAGUUACUGGCAGAGCUGUUAUGCAGAACUCUCACCCUACAACUUAUCCUUCUACAGCCUUGACAGCAGUGGCAAUCAAGCCCUCUAUGCCACCUACCAGCUUUCGCACUUCCAGAGCAUAUCGGUGUUGGGCAACCUCGAGGCCAGGCUGGUGGAUACCGUUCUCUAUGACAACACUCAGCUGCAGUUGAAGGCAGAGUCACCAUGGGAGGCUUUGGACUGGGGGCAGAAGCUUUGGGAAGUCGUGCACGCCACCGUGCCUGGGUACGUGGGGCGGCAGGAAGAGCUGGCCAACUCCCCAGGGCUCGGUCAUCAUGUUGACUGUACACAGAACCAUUGUUUACAGAAGAAAUCCAGUGAGCUUCUCGCGCCACCACCUGUGUUGGAGAGCCCCAGACAAUACCAAAACAUCACCAAAUCGGGGACGCUGUACAGGCUGACCAUCCAAAACAACUGGAAGGCAUUUACGUUUGUGCUGAGCAGGGCCUGCCUGAUGGCUUUCCAGCCCGGCAAGCUGGACGAGGACCCCCUGCUGAGCUACAAUGUGGACGUGUGUCUGGCUGUCCAGAUGGACAGCCUGGACGACUGUGACUCUUGCUUUCAAGUCAUUUUCCCCCAAGAUGUCCUCCGCCUCCGGGCAGAGACCCGGCAGAGGGCCGAGGAGUGGAUGGAGGCUCUGAAAACAGCUGCCAAUGUGGCGAGGAGUUCAGAGCAAAACCUGCAGGUGACCCUGAGGAGCAAACCCAAGGAUCAGAUGGGCAGGCCCGAACUCCGAAAGAACAAACGUCAGUCUGUGACCACCAGCUUCCUCAGCAUUCUGACAACUUUGUCUUUGGAACGAGGGCUCACUGCUCAGAGUUUCAAGUGUGCAGGAUGCCAGCGAUCCAUAGGCCUUUCCAAUGGGAAAGCCAAGGUGUGCAAUUACAGUGGGUGGUAUUACUGCGGCAGCUGCCACGUGGACGACAGUUUUCUCAUCCCCGCACGCAUAGUCCACAACUGGGACACUUCAAAAUACAAGGUGUCUAAGCAGGCCAAAGAGUUUCUGGAGUACGUGUAUGAAGAGCCCCUGAUCGACAUCCAGCAGGAGAACCCGAUGCUGUACCACCACGCUGAGCCGCUGGCCACCGUGGUGCGGCUGCGGCAGCGGCUGAAAUCGCUGCGAGCCUAUUUGUUCAGCUGCCGGGCCGCUGUGGCCGAGGAUCUGCGCCGCAGAAUUUUCCCCAGAGAAUACCUCCUUCAACAGAUCCACCUGUAUUCCCUCGCUGAUCUGCAGCAGGUGAUAGAGGGGAAGCUGGCUCCAUUCUUGGGCAAGGUCAUUAAAUUUGCCACCUCACACGUGUACAGCUGCAGUCUUUGUAGCCAAAAAGGGUUCAUCUGUGAAAUCUGUAACAAUGGAGAGAUCCUCUACCCUUUUGAGGAUAUUUCAACAAGCAGGUGUGAAGGCUGUGGAGCCGUUUUCCAUUCCGAAUGCAAAGAAAAGUCCGUCCCCUGCCCGAGGUGUGUCCGCCGAGAGCUGCAGAAGAAGCAGAAGUCUUUCUGGCGGAGGCUGAACGUGGACGAGAGCCUGGAGGAGGCUUGCACCAUGUUCGAGCUCUCCUACCAGAGCACCUGACGCGGCAGGAGCCCAGGACAGGGACUGACCUCUCACCGACCCAUCAGCCCGGGGGCUUCCUGACCCGCCAGCUAGACCCCUUUGGAGGAGGAGUAUGCCGCAUCUUCAGCUAGAUAAUAGAUAUACAUUUACAUACAUACACACACAUACAGCUACGUCCCGUAUGUACGUUCUGUGUAAAUCACUGUCCCAAAGGUCCGCGAAGCCCCUGUGGCUCAGAGAAACUGCCAGUAGCUGAAUUGCACUUAGCCAUGAAUUUCAGCAGUUUGUUCCCAAGCGAAACGAAACCGUGGUUUACACACAAUGCUUUAUAUAAUUCAGAUGUUUUUUCUUGUUUUGUUUUGCUUUGUUGUUGUUUGGCUCUCAGGGGCCAUUUGACUACGCAGGACACAGGAGGAAGCAUUUCCUACAGAAGCACAGAACUUCGGGUUAUGUUUGUGUUAUUUAUUCUGAGCCUUCACAGAGGAUGCAGUAGCUGAGGCAAGCACUCAUCAUCAUCUGUUUCACAAGAAAAUCUUCAGAUCACAGGGCUGGAUGACUCCGGGUCACCGCAGUUUCCACCGCACAGGUGGGGACCACCUCAGCUGAGCCGAGUGGCCCAGAAAUGAGGAGUGUGAGCUCCCUCCAACAGAAAGCAACGCACCCCUGCUUUAUGAGGAGAGCUCCUUCUGGCUUUGAAGUUAAUCUCGGGUUUUUUUCCUGAGGAAAAAAGAAAACUGAGAGAGACCUCUGCGACCAAUAGCUGCAUGUUGUCGGUCUGUUUGCUGGUACGAAUCCCACCGCCACCUACGGGUGCGACACCCCAGCACAUUUGGUUGAAAACAUAGCUUUCUAAAGAGCAGUUUUUCCAGGGUUUCAUGGGUAAUAUAUUUAUGAUUUUUUUUUUUAAUGGUGCUGGCCUGAGGAAAUUCCUACGAUUGUGGUCAAACACAACGGUUUGUAGACUGUGGAUGUCAUGCGUACAUUCUGUGGGACGGUGUUCAAUUUCUUUUCACAGGGUCUUAUGUAUGCGUUUCCUACCUAUUUAUUUUAAAUGCUUUAUUUCUCGUUGUUCUCCAUUGCACUUUCACUUUGGCCUUUCAUCUGUCAAUUUAACGACUUCUGCUUUCACAUUUUUAAAAUUGUUUACAAAAUCAAAGUAACAUGGGACUUCAAAACACCAACGCUAGACUCUUAAGAAAACACCAAACUUAACGAAUAUAAUUAAUGAACUAAAUGUGAUAAUAUUGUUUAAAUAGAUAUAUAUAUAUACACACACACAUACUUGCCACCUUGACGUGAAACAAAAGUGCUAAAAUUGUAUCCUAGGAAUAGGAAAUAUAAUGAAUUGCUUCACCACUCGGCAGAGCCAUGUCCCGCCCCUCCCCCCAGUGCCCCCCCAGCCCGGGGCCGUGUGGAAGCCAGCAGAGCUGUCAUGACCAAAAUGUCAGGCAGGCCGGCUCUGACCAUCACGGCUCCGUUCCUUCCACCACACUCUUCCCAGAGCAGAGAGAUACACUGAUAAUGAAGCAGUUUUCAACAGGCCAUAUGAGAAGACGCUGGAUGUUUCCACUGAGCAGACCCCUCCAAGGCCUUCAUGGUUUGGUAUUUGGUAGUGUCACUGCUGUUGGGACCUGGGGACUCAGUGGCUCACGAAGCACAGGUUACAUUUAACCCUGUUGCUGCUUCGCCCCCACACCUUGCUCCCUCCAUAUCCUGAUUCUUGAUACCUCUGCCCAUGUAGACACGUGCCAUUCCAGACUGACUUUUGCACAGCCUGCUGGAUGCAAACAUUUCACCUCUCAACCCAUGCCAGUUCCUUUGGCUCCGGACCACACAUUUCAGCCUACUAGCUCGCCACCACGCACGCACGUCUGUUCUGACUCUGCAGCAGCUGCCGCCAGGGGCACAAAAACGUGCUCCAAGGCCAAGAUCCCAUUCAUGAGACACCUUACGGUGCCUUUUAUUCUUGGAAAAAAACAGGUUGAUUUCCCCCCACCCCAACUCCAGUCAUCGAGAACAUUGCACACAAAAGAUAAAGGGUGGAAAAUCUCAAACAAGCACUUGGCUAACAGGCAAACAAAUUUGAUCCUCUCCCCCUUUUCCCUCCCCUUCGUGAAAUACAGUAUUUAUAUUUUCCAGCCUCAGAGAAGAUAGCAGAACAUGAUCUUUCACAAGAGAAUUAUAGACCUGCUUAUUAUAAAACAGAUGUGCUCCGAUGGCAAAGUGCCUUCUCCCCUCCGCCCCCAGCUCCCCGGCGCUGUAGCUUACUUCUGCCUGCGCUAUAAUUAAUGUACCGGUGAUCCCCGCCUGUCAGCGAGGCCAGCCCCGGCACACUGCAUUCGGGCCGCCCCCCUCGCCCCCUGUAGAAUGCUUGCUCUACGUACAGAAUUUCCUGUCCCACCUCCCAGGCACCUAGUGUCAGGCCUGCCGAGAGGGGGACAUUCUGGACCACUGUCUUAAAGUCCUUUGUUUUCACGGGUGCCCAGUUAGAGGGCCUUGCCAAACGCUGGCAUUCCCUGCAUACCCCAAAGGACACCUUUCUACCCACGUCAUUUUCCGCUCAUUUUCAAAAAAGAAAAAAAAAAUAGACGUACUAUCGCCAUCGGCUACCCAGAAGCGGAAUGGCAUCCCAGCUGCUUCUGUUUUCUCACCUUUUCUAUGUCCCUGAGGGCCCAGCCGGUGCUGCCCGGCGGCCACACAGCAGUCAGCCACCACCACCAAAAUCUGAUAGGACAGAGUGGAGCCAGUUUACGAACUGGGUCUGUCGUGAAAAUUCAAAAUUGCUGUUUUCCAGCCCAGAGACGCCUUAGAGCACAUGAACGCCCUUACUGUUUUCAACCCAAACAAAGGACUCGGUUCACUGUUAGGUAAUUGUUCCACAGCUUAGAAGCUGUCGAAACAAAAGCAGAUCUGUGGAUUACCACCUCCUUAAGAACCAAGCUAAUACCUGCCUUCCCUCCUGUUCCCUUUCUCAUCCCAUAUUAAAUAUCUCACACAUAAAGCACACGAGAAAACGGCCAAUUAAUCUCCUACGGCCGGCGGCUGACUCCAGGGAAACUCUUCACUUGAAAGGCCCGUUCCCUGGUGUAUCACUUGAGGAAAUCCCUUCUAACAGCGCCAGAAACUCAUGUGUGAGACAGUCCAAGCCUGGUAAAAUGUUGGCAUCCAACCCUGCAGUAGAGAAGCCAGUUCCCAAAAUAGAGCUCAGUUGUACCGCUGCAGGAAGGCCACAGAGUACUUUAAAAGCAGUCAACUGGAAUCGAGUCGUGUUCUUUCCAGGGCUGAUUUCCCCCAAAGUUGAAAGCCUCUUUAUAUGAAAACCAUGUAAACUCUCCUCGCCCCCCUUUGCUUCACUGCCUUUUCAGGGUACUGUGUUCUAGCCGCUUCCAUAUCUGUAGCACUAAACGGUAAUACUUUAGGACCUUGAAUACUUGAUUAGCUGACAGGGUAAUCGCCUUUUAAUUCUACUAGACCAGAACUCCACCAAAAAAAAAAA